AUGCAGUACAUUUGGUUGGUGUUAUGUUCACUUAUUUGGCGGUUGGUACGCGCGGGUAAAGACUGGACCAACUCUGGCUAUCCGGACAUUCGAGGGCCCACUUUCGGCCAAUGCAAUGUCAAUAUCAGCACAACACAGAUACUGUACUUGUGUGAUCCGGACCAGAUCCUGAGCUCAGGAGAUCGUAAGUUUUAGGUCUUGUUUUAAGUUUAGAAGUACCGUACGACGAAUGCUUUUUCAGAUUUUUUACUGUAAAAAUACAUAGAUAUACCACAACUUGAACAAUAAACUAUUAUAAUAUAACCCUCAAGCAUACCAAAACUUUAGGUAUUCGACUGAAUAUAAUGAUGGAGAAGUUGGCCGUCGAUACGCCCUGCCCCUGCCAACGCCGUUCUCAAUGUUCUUCGGGUAGUAAUCGCAUUACCUCUUUCCACGGGUUUAUCGUAUCCAUAGCGUUAGUCAAUAACCUCCAAAUGAACUUUCACAGUCCGUCCGAGCAACAGUUAACCGACCGGGCGGGGUCGUUUUGCAAAACGCUGGAGGGGCGGUGGGCGUUGGGAGAUUGUGGGAACUCGGUUCUUAUCUUCGUAUGGCAACAUUACAAAAAAGUAAGUUUUAGAAGAUAUUAUGCUUCAUACUGCCUCCAUUUUAAGCUUUUCUUCGUACUAUUUACAUUCACAUUACAGUUGAUUAUAUGGCCGGCACGGUUGGCAGAACGCUAUGUCACUUUGGAAGAAAGGAAAAGGAUAAUAAGUAACGUGAACGACUUGAUCCAGACUGAUCGAUGGGCAGAAGCGUUGGAAACUGUGGUCGGUAGGUUAAAGUUCCAUGUUCAAGCAACUUAUGGUGACUAAAUAUAAUAAAGUGUUUUACAAAGUAAAUUAAAAAACAAAAAGUUCUACCUUUCAAUUAUGGUACUAAAGCAUUGAACUUAUAGCUGACAUCGAAACAGAACUGAAAGGAGAACCAGAAGACCGUGUAGAUACUGGAACCUUGUCGUUGAUCAUUGCCGUUGGCGUAGCCAGUCUGUUAACGAUAUUAAUAACUUGUAAGUCUAAAAAGUAUUACCUAAUUAGAGCAUGAAAAUGUUUUCUCAAAAUUCAAUAUCUUAACCCUUCUGAUAUCACAUUUACAGGUUGUGUCUGUGCAUUCCGUUGUUGUGGGAAUCUGACUCCAGAAGACGACACCAAAUCCCUGAGCCACAACGAUAGCAGUUUCGCUUCUUCUCUUAACCAGGUAUCUUAACAUACGUUAAUUCAAAAAACUUACAUCUUCUCUUCUUUUUAAAUUAUUUUUUAAAAGUUCUAUUUACUUUUGACCAAUAGUUAUUGCAUAGAGCAUAUAAAACUAGUAAUGGAAUCUCUAAAACAAAGUUUAACUUUAGAAACCGUUUGUUCGAAAUAACUUUGUCCGCCGAUCCGAAAGCCGUUCGCCGAAGUUUCCUCUGCGCAGCGCUACAUUGUCCUUGGAGCCACAACCUAUCAACUUCUACGUGGAGCCAUCUGACACCACUAUGGUAUAG
This is a messenger RNA of Bursaphelenchus okinawaensis, 1522 nucleotides long. The record is from the annotation of a GenBank genome assembly. NCBI's taxonomy places the organism in Eukaryota, Metazoa, Nematoda, Chromadorea, Rhabditida, Aphelenchoididae.